ACAACAUCCAGACUGACCAAUCACAGCAGCAUCACCGGGGUAACAGAUUGUGUCCACCAGACAGGAGGCCUCCUAAUUGGCUCCUGCUAUGAUCUGGCAAAUGGAGAGAGCACGCUAAAUUUGUUCUCUCUGCCUCAGUGUCGCUACCUGGCCUCUCUGACCUGGCCCGAUGCUCCCAGAAUGCUCUGCUUUGCGGCGUGGGCCACUGGGAGCGGUGACCACCGGUGGGUCACGGGAGGUCGCGGUCUCAUUGUUUGGGAGCAGCUCCCCAGCUCCGGGAAGCAAAGGGGUGACGUCACGGUGAAGAGAGACAGUCGAUUGGACUCGUGCACGCUAGAAUCAGAGGAGGAAACAGAAGAUGAUGAGGAGACUGAUGAUUACGAAGAUGAUGAUGAUGACAACAAUGAAGGGGCAGACGGGCGGUGUGAUGGCACGGAGGCUGAGGGGCUCGGUGCGUGGCUGCGCUGUGUUCUCCAGUGAGUGCUGGUUUCUCACGCUGAGGACACCAUGGCCUGCAACCACGGAGAGGAAAUGAGAGGGAGGGAGGGGAGUGAAGUGUGACAGACUGAGUGUCGGAGGGGGAGCAUAUGGAUGGUGUGUGUACAUAUGUGUGAGUGAUAGGCAGAUUGUUUUCUAUGUAAAUAUUAUUUCCAUGUACAAUAAAGCCGUCCCACUGUGACUCUGACCUCC
Paralichthys olivaceus (Japanese flounder) is the source of this 690-nucleotide messenger RNA. The record is from RefSeq and is a predicted model, not a curated record. Lineage: Eukaryota; Metazoa; Chordata; Actinopteri; Pleuronectiformes; Paralichthyidae.